GGAUAGAAACAGAAGCUGAUGAUAGCACAGUUCACGAAGGGCAGGAGCUUGAAGUGCAAAGGCUCAGCGGAGCGUGCGCAUGAUUAAUCGAUUAUCAAAAUAAUCGGUCAUUUGUCCGCCGAUCAUCCGAUCGAUUAAUCGUCGGCGCUCUGGAAUUGUUCGGUAGAUAAAAAAAAACAACGAGGAGAAACAGAGUUUGUCGUCAAAUUUCCAUUUCACGGAAAAUUACCAAAAAAAUCGUGACGUCAGCGAACGGGAUACUGGGAGAGCCGGAAGAGCCGCGGUGAGAGAGAGCGAGCGAGCCAGCAGAUCCCAGUAACGCAACUGGUUCUCCAUCAAAAGCCCGAGCCGGGAGCGGACUUCAGCCACCGGGCCGACUUUCAAAAGACCAAGCGAAAAACCCGCUUUAGACUCCGGGGCCACCUUUGUCGUAGACGUUUGUGUGGCAGAGGCUCACUAAAGAUGUGGAAAGCAGCAGCAGGACAGUCAGUCAAGGUGGCUGUGGAUGACGGAGGGGACGACUGGGAGACUGACCCCGACUUUGAGAACGACGUAUCGGAGAAGGAGCAGCGCUGGGGGGCCAAGACGGUGGCCGGCUCGGGACAUCAGGAGCACAUAGAUAUCAACCGGCUGCGCGAGACGGUGUCGACGGAGCACACCAGCCUGAAGCAGAAGGAGCUGGAGACCAUGCCCAAGGCCUCGCAUGGGUACGGAGGGAAGUUCGGAGUGCAGCAGGACCGCAUGGACAAGUCCGCCGUGGGUCAUGACUACCAAAGCAAGUUGUCCAAGCACUGCUCCCAGACGGAUACGUCCAAGGGCUUCGGAGGCAAGUUUGGAGUGCAAGCUGACCGCGUCGACCAGUCUGCAGUCGGGUUCGAGUAUGCCGGGAAGACGGAGAAACAUGCUUCGCAGAAAGACUACACCACUGGGUUUGGGGGGCGAUACGGAGUGCAGGCAGAUCGUGUCGACCAGAGCGCAGUGGGCUUCGAUUACCAGGGCAAAACCGAGAAACACGAGUCCCAGAAAGAUUACACCAAGGGCUUUGGAGGCAAGUUCGGCGUGGAGACCGACAAGGUGGACAAAAGCGCCGUGGGCUUCGAGUACCAGGGCAAAACAGAGAGGCACGAGUCGCAGAAAGACUAUGUGAAGGGCUUUGGGGGCAAGUUCGGCGUGCAGACGGACAGACAGGAUAAAUCGGCACUGGGAUGGGACCACCAGGAGAAACUGCAGCUCCACGAGUCUCAGAAAGACUAUAAGCGUGGGUUUGGAGGGCGGUAUGGGGUAGAGGUGGAGAGGCAGGACCAGUGUGCCCUGGGCUAUGAACACAAGGAGGGCCUGGCCAAGCACGAGUCCCAGAAAGAUUAUUCUAAAGGGUUUGGAGGGAAAUUUGGUGUCCAGAAUGAUCGGAUGGAUAAGAGCGCGGGGACGUUUGAGGAUGUGGAGAAGCCCAGCUCGUCCUACCAGAAAACCAAACCCGUGGAGGCUGCUGGCAGCAGCACGGGAAGCAUCAAGGCCCGCUUCGAGAACAUCGCCAAGCAGAAGGAGGAGGAGGACAGGAAGAGGGCCGAGGAGGAGCGAGCGCGUCGACAGGCCAAGGAGAAGCAGGAGCAGGAGGAGGCGCGCCGUAAAAUCGAAGAGACGCCCAAGGCCCCGUCUCCAGCCCCUGCUGCAAGUCCCAGUCCCAGUCCAAGCCCGACACCACCUGUCCAGCCAGAUCCAGCACCGGCAUACCACAGCGCAGAAGAAGUGUCCCGUGACGCCGCUGAGGAGAACGGAGAGCAGCUGUAUGAGGCAGAGCCGCAGAACCAGUACACGCAGCAGGAGGAUCUCUACCAGGCCCCCGAGGAGACGGCAGCAGGAGACGGCCAGGAGUACGAGUACGGCGAGGACCUCGGGGUGACAGCGGUGGCCCUGUACGACUACCAAGCAGCCGGCGACGACGAGAUCUCCUUCGACCCCGACGACAUCAUCACCAACAUCGAGAUGAUCGACGAGGGCUGGUGGCGAGGCGUGUGCAGAGGCGCCUACGGCCUCUUCCCGGCCAACUACGUGGAGGUUCGGCAAUGAUGACGUCUGCCCCCGUCCCCCCCGCCCGCCAAGAUGACCAGUCUCCCUGUUCUUGUGCAAAAAAAAAAGAGGAAGGAGACAGUUUCACAUCCCCUUUCCUUUUUCACAACUUGGGUCUUUUCUCUCUUCACCUCAUCUUAGUGCUUCCACACCGUCUGAGACAUCCUCAGGUUCCUAUCUGGCUUUCUUUUGCCCCCCCCCCUUUCCAUUUCCACAUCACUUUGUUUCUCCCUGUGCAGCGGUAGACAGGGAGGAAGAGUUAUCCUAGAAUGACUCAAUACUAAGACAACAUAUAGAACUCAUUAUCUGGGCUUAAAGAAGGCACAAGGCUUUGCUCUGCACCUCCGCUGUGGAAUAGUUAAAGCUACAGGAUGCAACUCGGGCUGUCGACUGUCGGCUUCUUCGGGGCCCGAGAGAACUUCACAAUUUACCUCCCGCCUCACAGCCGGCAGAUGCAUUUAGCAGCUUUAAGUAUCCCCCCCCCCACAUACCGUAUUAGAGUUCAGGUGUUGUUGAUUCUUCACGCGUUAGAGAGGAAUUUGCGUCUCACCAAAGAUCAGAGUAACGACAGAAAUGAGCUUGUGCACGAGGCUCAGGGUGCUCGCGGUCUAGUAGCUCAACCUCCGUAAUCAGGAGCUGUUUAAAGUGAGGAAUCCUCCACUUCGGAUUAUUAUGUAUAUUGAUGGCUAUAUACUGUCCGGUGCAUUGACUGUGGACCAAAAAGCUGAAACCCCCCUCUGCUUCUCGGUCUGUCUGUGUACAGUUUGCUGUGUUGCACGGGAGUUAAAAUUCCCCUCCAGACCGAAGCCACGCUUGUCGAUUCCUGAUGGGAAACGUUCGGAGCUCGGCGUCGUACGGACACACACUCCUUUUUUCUGAACGCCCGCAUCAGUCGCAGGGUUGAUUUAUAAAUGACCAGGAGGCUUCCUCCUCUACCGAUGUUUCAGCUGUUCUGCAGACUCACGGGGGCCGAUCGUGUCAAAGACUCCACCUUUACUCUGGCGAAUUACAAGCGAAACAAAAACACUAAAGCGCAUAGUAUUUUACUCCUCCUCAUACAUUAUACAGAUGAAUUACUGAAACCAUGCUUAGGAUCAUGUACAGAGAGAUCAAGAGUUAUGAUGCUUUGGGAAAUAAUAGAUUUGAAGCAUAUUUUUGUUCCCUGUCCCUGUGUUGUUCUUUGGUUGUGGACGAGACUCGUGUAUUUUGUUGCGUCGUAAUGUGUCGAGGUGCACCCCGCGAGGCGUGGCGACGACGGCGGCGGCUCUGGAGCACGAGGCGACGUCCCGCAUCGCGAACGGACGGUGUCUGCCGGCCUCGGGAGCGAGUGACCUUUUUAAAACGGGUGCAGAAAUGAAUCGGGCUGUCGUUGAGGGAAGAGGCUUUGGUGUAUUCUCCAGACACUAAUUAUUUCUAACAGACUCGUCGUCUGUGGAUCAUAGUGGUGUAGCUUAAACAGGCGUGUGUGUGUGUGUGUGUGUGUGUGUGUGUGUGUGUGCGUGCGUGUGCGCGUGCGUGUGUGCAAUGGCUUUCAUUGAAUUCAUCUUUGGGGUUUUAUAAUAAGAAGUGACCUUUUCAAAUGCAUUAUUUUUAUCUGUACCUCUGUUUGCUUGAGUCACAUCAUUACC
Molecule: messenger RNA, 3695 nt
Organism: Xiphias gladius (swordfish)
Lineage: Eukaryota; Metazoa; Chordata; Actinopteri; Istiophoriformes; Xiphiidae
Product: src substrate protein p85-like
Exons: 16
Coding region: 463-2067 (534 amino acids)
Biological process (GO): regulation of actin filament polymerization
Cellular component (GO): focal adhesion; actin filament; site of polarized growth
Molecular function (GO): actin filament binding
Source: RefSeq, a predicted model, not a curated record